Cryptomeria japonica (Japanese cedar) is the source of this 660-nucleotide messenger RNA. RefSeq names its product photosystem I P700 chlorophyll a apoprotein A1-like. The record is from RefSeq and is a predicted model, not a curated record. Gene Ontology annotation, biological process: photosynthesis. The coding region runs from base 1 to 660 and encodes 219 amino acids. Lineage: Eukaryota; Viridiplantae; Streptophyta; Pinopsida; Cupressales; Cupressaceae. Gene Ontology annotation, cellular component: thylakoid; membrane. The transcript has 2 exons.
AUGACCAUUCGUUCAUCGGAACCAAAAGUAAAGAUCAUAGUGGAUAGGGAUCCUGUUAAAACCUCUUUUGAAAAAUGGGCUAAACUCGGUCAUUUCUCAAAGACACUAGCCAAGGGACCCAAUACUACCACCUGGAUCUGGAACCUACAUGCUGAUGCUCACGAUUUUGAUAGCCAUACCAAUAAUUUGGAAGAGAUCUCCUACAAAGUAUUUAGUGCUCAUUUUGGUCAAUUAGCAAUAAUAUUUAUUUGGCUAAGUGGGAUGUACUUUCACGGCGCUCGCUUCUCCAAUUAUGAAGCAUGGCUAGGCGAUCCUACUCACAUUAAACCCAGUGCUCAGGGAGUUUGGCCGAUAGUAGGCCAAGAAAUUUUGAAUGGAGAUGUGGGUGGAGGUUUUCGAGGAAUACAAAUAACCUAUGGGUUCUUCCGGAUUUGGCGAGCAUCCGGAAUAACUAGUGAAUUGCAACUUUACUGCACCGCAAUUGGUGCAUUGAUCUUUGCAGCGUUAAUGCUUUUUGCUAGUUGGUUCCAUUAUCACAAAGCUACUCCAAAAUUGACUUGGUUCCAAGAUGUAGAAUCAAUGUUGAACCACAUAUAUAUAUGUGUGGGCUUAUAUGCAGCCUUGUUAGGUAACGAUGCAUCGGGAACAAAUUCUAUUUGA